CACAAAACUCAACCAACCAAAUAUCAAAAACAAAACAAAAUCCCAAUCUCACCUCUCUAUUAUCUUUACUUGUAUUAUCUUUGUAACCAACGUACACACACACACACUACAUAUAGCACAUAUUUUCAUUUGCAACCUCUCCUUUACCAUCUCUUUUCUCUCCACUCUCUGCACUUGUGUUUCAGAGUGUGAGCAAAAUGGAGAUGGCCAUUGGGAUUAAUAACUCUAUCAAACCCACCUUCUGUGUCAACCCCAUUAGACCAAGAAGCCUUAAUUCCACUAGCCCAUUUGUAAAAACCCAAUCGUUUGCUCGUUCUUUGUGUUUGAACAAGAAGCCAUUGUUCAAUUCUUGUUCUAGUAAAAACCCAGGUUUUAAUUCUAUUAGAUGCUCUGUUUCCGAAGUUGCUGACACGGAUACUGAAGCAGCAGCUGCUGCUGCUAAUACUGAGAGGAGGAGCAAACUGAUGAGGAGAAGCGACAUAAGGAAUAUUGCAAUUGUCGCUCAUGUAGAUCACGGAAAGACAACACUGGUGGAUUCUAUGUUGAAGCAAGCAAAAGUUUUUCGUGACAACCAAGUUGUUCAAGAGAGGAUAAUGGACUCAAAUGAUCUUGAGCGUGAAAGGGGAAUUACUAUACUAAGCAAAAACACGUCAAUCACUUACAAAGAUACAAAAAUAAACAUUAUCGAUACUCCAGGACAUUCUGACUUUGGUGGAGAGGUGGAACGUGUCUUAAAUAUGGUGGAGGGUGUUCUGUUAGUGGUCGACUCUGUUGAGGGCCCAAUGCCACAAACAAGGUUUGUUUUGAAGAAGGCUCUAGAAUUUGGCCUUGCUGUUGUUGUUGUAGUUAAUAAGAUCGACAGAACCUCUGCUCGUCCAGAAUUUGUUGUCAAUUCUACUUUUGAACUCUUCAUUGAACUUAAUGCAUCUGAUGAGCAGUGUGACUUCCAAGUAAUUUAUGCAAGUGGUAUAAAGGGGAAGGCUGGACUUGUUCCUGACACUUUGGCAGAGGAUCUCGGACCUCUUUUUGAGACCAUAAUUCGAUGCAUACCGGGGCCACAUAUUGACAAAGAUGGCGCACUUCAAAUGCUUGCGACAAAUACUGAAUAUGAGGAACACAAAGGAAGGAUUGCUAUUGGACGUUUGCAUGCAGGAGUUCUGACCAGAGGAAUGGAAGUGCGGGUAUGCACCCCAGAUGAUGCAUGCAGGUUUUCAAAAGUUAGUGAACUUUUCGUGUAUGAGAAAUUUUAUAGGGUUCCUGUAGAAUCUGUGGAAGCUGGUGAUAUCUGUGCGGUCUGUGGUAUCGAUGAUAUUCAGAUUGGGGAAACAAUUGCUGAUAAGACUUUUGGAAAGCCCUUACCUGCCAUUAGAGUCGAAGAACCAACAGUGAAGAUGGCUUUCUCUAUUAAUACGUCACCAUUUGUAGGCCGUGAGGGAAAAUAUGUGACAAGCAGAAACCUAAGAGAUAGGCUCUACCGCGAGAUUGAACGAAAUUUGGCUAUGAAAGUUGAAGAUGGUGAAACUGCAGAUACAUUUCUUGUCAGUGGACGUGGUACUUUACAUAUAACUAUACUUAUAGAGAACAUGCGAAGAGAGAAUUAUGAGUUUAUGGUUGGACCUCCUAAAGUUAUCAACAAAAAAGUAAACGACAAAUUGCUGGAACCUUAUGAGAUAGCCUCUGUGGAGGUACCGGAGACACACAUGGGUUCGGUGGUUGAGCUUCUUGGAAAAAGACGAGGCCAGAUGUUAGAUAUGCAAGGGCUAGGGUCUGAAGGAACGACAUUGCUUAAAUAUAAGAUACCAACUCGUGGACUUCUUGGACUGAGGAAUGCAAUUUUGACGGCUUCCCGAGGCACAGCAAUUCUCAACACAAUAUUUGAUAGCUAUGGACCCUGGGCUGGUGAUAUAUCUACACGUGAUCAGGGUUCACUGGUUGCUUUUGAGAAUGGAACCACGACAUCUUAUGCUCUAUUUAGUGCACAAGAAAGAGGACAAUUGUUUAUUAGCCCUGGAGCAGAGGUGUAUAAAGGUAUGAUUGUUGGCAUUCAUCAGCGGCCUGGUGACUUAGCACUGAACGUGUGCAAGAAAAAGGCUGCUACAAAUGUGCGUUCCAAUAAAGAAGUAACAGUGGUUCUUGACACCCAUUUGGAGUAUAGUUUAGAUGACUGCAUAGAGUACAUUCAAGAGGAUGAACUAGUGGAAGUCACUCCUCAAAGUAUCCGAAUGCUAAAGAACCCAAAGAUGGGAAAGAAAUCUCGGUAAGCUUACAUGCAAACAUCUAGAGGAUCUCUCGGUUUUGCAAGGGUGCCAAAUUCACAGCCGAAUGAUCCAUGUCAUGAUACAACAAAAACAUUCUUACCACAAUUACGUUGGUCCAGUGGGGUUGGCUCCCAUUAGCAUACAGAGUUUUGAGUAAUCUCAGGUAUGUUGAGUUUACACAUUCACAAAGGUGCAUUCAAUUUUGCAUAUUCACUCGAUGGAUGUAUAUAAUAGCAUGAUAACUGCGAACAGAUUUGUGUACUUGAUGAGAUUUCGUAGUUAGUACUGAUUUUGAGAACCAGGAAAGGAGUUUUCUUGGAUCUUUAUGGGUCCUCUUGUACUUGUACUUAGCUAAGAUGAUUGAGCAUAGCAAUUCUGGCACUAUGAUUAUAUUGAAUAAGUGGCUUGCAGGCCAUUUCUAUUUGUUUA
Molecule: messenger RNA, 2687 nt
Organism: Daucus carota subsp. sativus
Lineage: Eukaryota; Viridiplantae; Streptophyta; Magnoliopsida; Apiales; Apiaceae
Product: putative elongation factor TypA-like SVR3, chloroplastic
Exons: 14
Coding region: 198-2261 (687 amino acids)
Cellular component (GO): cytosol; ribonucleoprotein complex
Molecular function (GO): GTP binding; GTPase activity
Source: RefSeq, a predicted model, not a curated record